Messenger RNA from Stylophora pistillata, 629 nucleotides. Its product is annotated as ATP-dependent DNA helicase RecG-like. The record is from RefSeq and is a predicted model, not a curated record. Lineage: Eukaryota; Metazoa; Cnidaria; Anthozoa; Scleractinia; Pocilloporidae.
UGGAGGAAUCUGAAGCUUUAGAUCUUGCUGCCGCUGAAGAGCGCCUUGAAGACUUGAAAAAGAUUUUUGGCAAAGAUGUUGGUGUUAUUCAUGGCCGCAUGAAGCUUGCUGAAAAAGAAGCGGCUAUGGAAGCUUUUGCUUCUGGAAAAAUCAAAAUUCUUGUUGCAACAACAGUUGUUGAAGUGGGUGUUGAUGUAAAAGACGCCACCAUUAUUGUCAUUGAACAUGCAGAACGCUUUGGUCUCGCACAACUGCACCAAUUAAGGGGACGUGUUGGGCGUGGAGACAAACCGUCUACAUGUCUUCUUCUUUUCGCCCAUGCCUUAACAUCCACUGGACGAGAACGCUUAAAAGUCCUCCGAGAAAGCAAUGAUGGAUUUCAUAUUGCUGAAGCAGACCUUAAAAUUCGCGGCGGAGGGGAUAUCUUAGGGCUACGUCAAAGCGGCUUUCCAGAUUUUCGACUUGGUGUUCUUCCUGGGCACCUCCCUCUCCUUCAUCAAGCGCGUAAAGAUGCUGAAAACCUUUUAAAAGAAGACCCCGCCCUCUCCUCUCCGCAAGGACAAGCUGUGCAAUCCCUUCUUCUUUUAUUCGGCUAUGAUCAUGCCGCCAAGAACCUGAAGGCGGGAUAG